AUGUCUUCGCAUAAAGCAAAAGUUAACGACGGUGAACAGGAAGAUUCAUCAAGCGAAUCAUUUGUUGUAUAUGGAACCGAGAUUCCCUUUUCGCAUGAUUCAAGUGAACAAGACAAGGGAAAAUUUCAGCCCUUAUGGAAACAAGAAGUUCGCGAUGAACAAGGUUUAAGACGUUUUCAUGGAGCUUUUAAAGGUGGUUGGUCCGCUGGAUGGACUCCUUCUUCAUUCGUUUCUUCGCGGCAUAACAGAUCUGAACGAAAGACUUUCGAACCCAAAGAUUUUAUGGAUGAAGAGGAUCUUGAGGAGUUGGAACAAAAUCGAAAGCUUGUUACUACAGAGGAGUUUGAUUCAUUUGGAUCAACAGAGCGUGAAUUAGAAAGAAAGUACUCAAUGAUGGAAGGUAGAGGUGUAUUGGGCACCCUUUCGGAUAAAUUUAUUGAAGAUAUUGUAUUACCAAGCAAAGAACCUAUUGGAAUGCGAUUAUUAAAGGCUAUGGGAUGGCGUGAAGGUCAAGGAAUAGGUCCUCGAGUUAUAAAAAGAAAGAAACUUGAUGAAGGCGCCGAUGACGAAGAUAUUGAUUCUCGGUUUUCAUCUUUUGUGUUUGCGCCUAGUAACACGGAAAUUAUCAGUUUUGAUCAAAAAAACAAUACAUAUGGUUUAGGUUUUGAUCCAUACAAAAAUGCACCGGAGUUUCUUUUCUUAUUAGGCACAAUUAAAACGGAGGUUUUGGACUACGAUGAUGAUGGUGAUCUAUACGCAGGAAAUUCUAUGAAAUAUUAUCACACUUCAUUGAUGGAAGAUGAGGAUAUGAUCGUUAUGGGAAACAGGAAAAAUCCAAAAUCAAAAGAGAAAAAGACUCAUUCUUUUGAGAAUAAAUUGUGUCAUGAUGGGAGCUCACCCCUAAAAGGAUUUAUGUUAUCUAGGCAACCUGUCUCUCUUGAUAAAUGGUUUAGUCCGCCAACAUUGCCACCGGGAUUUACGCCUUUCCAUCAUUUCGACUCACCAGAUAAUUCCAAAAAUGUUGAUAAUGUUUCUCCUUUGGUUCAAAGGGGUGUACCACAAAAACAAACCACAUUGGCUAUUAUUGCGGAACAGCGGGGAGCAUUAUUAGGUGAGGUCCCCUUGAACGCUCCUUCAAGAUCAGUUUUUGAUUAUGUAUCUAGAAGCGAUAAAGAACGGUUGGGUAAUUUAAUUGGGUUCAAGAUCGACACAACUGGCGAAAAACAUACAGAGAAAAGUUCCCGAGUAACCAUUCCAAAGGUAGAAAAAGAAGUGGCCUUGGAAGCUUUAAAAGGAUAUAUUCCUUUCGAAGAAAAUAAGAAGAAGCAGGCACGAUACAAACAAUUUUUAGAAGCACAAGCAGAAAUGACGGCAAUUGAAUUAUUGAAACAGCCAGAGGAACUCACAUCCGAAGAAUAUGCCAAGGAACUUGAUGAAUUUGCACAAGCUGCAAGGAUAUUCCGCCCAAUAUCUAAAAUGAUGGCGUCUCGAUUUACGAGUAGUAAAUCAUCAUCUGACGAAUUCAAGCAACCUAUUUCGGGUAUUAGGCCCGGACCGGAAAAGAGUUCAAAGAGUCAAAAAGAUAUAGACGAAGAUCAGAUAAAUCAAAAUUCUACUGUGCAAAAAGAAGAAUCUGCUGCGGAGACUGCAGCAAGGAUGAAUAUGUUUGGGAUUCUUACAAGAACAACAACAAUUUUUUAUCCUAAUCGGCUUUUAUGUAAACGGUUUAAUGUUGCAAACCCUCAUCCAGAACACAAAGAAGAAUCUUAUUCCGAAAAAACACAAAAGGGUCAGAAAGAGGCUCUCAGCAAAGAAACGAUGGAUGAUAUUCUUCUGAAGCAAAACAUACAACCAUUCAAAGAAUUCAGUAGCUCGGCCGAUUUAACUAAUAAUGAUAUUCAUGAUGAAAAUUCCGAAUCUAAAAAUUUUAAUCAAGCUGAAUCUAAAUUAUCACAAGAAGUAUCUAGUCAAUUAUAUGAUGUUAAAGAGGUUGAUGUACAACGUAAACGGCCUGCUAUGGAGCUAUUCGAAUUUAUAUUUGGUAGUUCCGACUCCGAGGAUGAUAAAGACAAAGUUCAUAAAAAUAAGGAGCCUCCUAACAUGAUAAUUGGAGAUUCCAUACUGUUGAAUCCAGAAAAAAACAAUUCACCAGUAUCAACUACUAUUACUGACGAAACUAGCACAAUCCCCUUUCGACCAAUGUUCAAAAAGCGAUCCGAUCGUGCAAAUGAUUUAGCAGCUACUCCCUCAACUGAAUUAAUAAAUUCGAAGUCAUAUCCUAAGAUCAAAGGAAAAGAUCAUUCUGUUAAAGGAUCGUUGUCAUUUGAUGAUUUUUUUGUCGGUCCCGCCGCGGAUAUUGCAGAAACUUCGAAACAUAAUUCUCAUACAAGUGAAGAUAAGGAAUCAUCUUCCGAUGAAAGUGACUUGAAUUUGCUGCGUACAAGCGAACGAACACAUAGCCACAAACAUUCAUCCAAGAAGCGUAAGACAGAAAAAAAGAAGAAACAUGCAAAGGACUCUCAUGCUAGUUCCAAAAAAAAAUCAAAAAAACGGUUGCAUAAAGAUGAUAGUGAUUAUGAUGAAAAGCACAGGAAAACUAAAAAGAAAAAACGAGCCAAGGAUGAUGAAUCUUAUGAGAGAAAGAAACAACAUCGAGAUAAUGAUGCUUCUUCAAAACAAGAAGUUAAGUUGUCGACUAGAAGCGACUUAGUUCCGGUAAUUGAUAAAAAUGCUAAAUCGUUACCUGAAAGUCAACGAGGAAGUGAAUCAAGUGCCACCACGAAUCGAAAAAGAAAUCGUCCGAGAGCAAUGGAUUUGUGGUGA
This is a messenger RNA of Acaulospora colombiana, 2823 nucleotides long. Lineage: Eukaryota; Fungi; Glomeromycota; Glomeromycetes; Diversisporales; Acaulosporaceae. The record is from the annotation of a GenBank genome assembly.